Messenger RNA from Botrytis porri, 609 nucleotides. RefSeq lists its product as uncharacterized. The coding region runs from base 1 to 609 and encodes 202 amino acids. The transcript has 2 exons. The record is from RefSeq and is a predicted model, not a curated record. Lineage: Eukaryota; Fungi; Ascomycota; Leotiomycetes; Helotiales; Sclerotiniaceae.
AUGACCAUCAACCAGCAUGUCCAAGUUAUUUCUCCCACCGCACUGUACGAAAAUGACGGGAAGACUUCGGGAUCGUGGAAGUUCAUACCCCAUUCAUCCGUACUCGCACUCGCAGUUGCGUUUGGGUCGCCAACCAACAUCUACAUUCCAUCCUCUCCACGUCCUCCUCUCCUCGCUUCCCACCACUCACCCUCUCCUCUCCACAAUCCCUCUCAAGACACCUCUAGACCGAGUGACCGCGCAAGCCCAAAGACUCCUCUCCCCCAUGAUUCCUCAGGCGCUACCGGUAUAGCUUCGGCUAUUCAAUGGCAUAACCUAAAUCCCCAUCCACCCAUAUGUAGAUACCCAGGUUUCGCGGCUCGUUCCAACAGCCGACCAAAUAUCGAACAGGAACAUCCGACCACCCAAAUCACUGCCACUCUCAGUAUAAUUCCAAGCAUUUCAAGCAUAAAUCAAGUGCCGGUAAUACGGAUUGGAUCUUCGAAAAGAUGGAAAGAAAAGGUCAUUUCGAAGGCUGGGCGACUAAGACGGAUGAGCGGUUACGGUGUAAUGUUUUACGGGAUGGAAAUGGAUAUAGUAUGUCCGGGUGAGAGAGUGGGAAAUGCGUGA